AUGACACCAGAAAUAGAAGGAAAUUGGGAUAUAGUAAUAACAUCACUUCAGGAUAUAUGUAACUCAAAUGAAUCUUUGACAUUUGAUAAUAUUUACAAUAGGAAAUCUAACGAGUUGAAACAACUAUCGCAAGAAGAAUUGAGCAAACUUGAAGAAGAAAUCAUAGAUCACAAAUCGAAUAUCGGUACUGCGAAAAGAUUAAUAAACACUUCUUCUGAUAAUCUAACAAAGUUGAUUGAGAUUAUCACUCGGGAAAAUAAAGCAAAACAGACAGCACAACAGCAAACACCAACGAAAAAGAAACCCAAUGCUGACACCAAAAGAAUCGAGAAACGCAAUAGUUCGAAAUCCAAACAAACCAAAAAAGUCGGUCGUUCCUAUUGGACAUCAAAAUACAAUCCACUGGAGCCCAUAUAUAUAGGACUGGAAGUGGCAUACAAAUUAAGAAACCGUCAUUCUGAUGAAUGGAUUCAAUGUUCUGUGGUGAAAAUAAUAGGUGAUGGAAUUAAGUUUGAGAUUAAAGAUCUUGAACCAGAUGAAAACAAUAACCCCGGACAAGUUUUCAAAGCAAAUUACAAAGAAAUAUUAUUAAUUCCGCCAGUGGGGUCAGAUUUGAUCAACUACACCUACGGAUGUAAAGUGUUGGCAAGAUAUCCCGACACUUCAACGUUUUACCCUGCAAUAGUGGUUGGUCAUAAAAAAGAUGGUACUGUACGUUUAAAAUUUGAUGGAGAAGAGGAGGUCAAUAAAGAAACCGAAGUCGAAAGAAGGCUAGUGUUGCCUACACCAGAGAAGUAG
Molecule: messenger RNA, 798 nt
Organism: Candida dubliniensis CD36
Lineage: Eukaryota; Fungi; Ascomycota; Pichiomycetes; Serinales; Debaryomycetaceae
Exons: 1
Coding region: 1-798 (265 amino acids)
Cellular component (GO): SAGA complex
Source: RefSeq, a predicted model, not a curated record